Molecule: messenger RNA, 3180 nt
Organism: Hibiscus syriacus
Lineage: Eukaryota; Viridiplantae; Streptophyta; Magnoliopsida; Malvales; Malvaceae
Product: protein argonaute 1-like
Exons: 21
Coding region: 8-3118 (1036 amino acids)
Biological process (GO): regulatory ncRNA-mediated post-transcriptional gene silencing
Cellular component (GO): cytoplasm
Molecular function (GO): RNA binding; protein binding
Source: RefSeq, a predicted model, not a curated record
UACCAACAUGGUUAGGAAGAAGAGAACUGAUGUUACUUCUGCCGGAGGUGAGAGCUCUCAGUCCCGUGACACGCAACGCCCUCUUCAACAAGGAAGAGGUGGAGAGAGAGGAUACUCGGGUGGAAGGGGUCCACAGUCUCAGCAAACUGUUAGGGGAGGUUCUGGUGGCCGGGGUCGCGUUAUGUCGCAACAGCAGUAUGCUGAAGGACCCCAAGAAUACCAAGGCAGGGGAAGGGGUGGGCCUCCCCAGGAAGGAGGACGUGGGAGCUAUGGCACUGGUGGUCGUGUAGGAGGGCCUUCUCAUGGGGGACCAUCCCGACCACCUGUUUCCGAGCUGCACCAAGCAACCCAAACUUUCCAUGGGCCUGCUUCAUUUGAGGCAGGUUCGUCGUCCAGACCACCUGAGCAUGGACCAUCAACACAGCAGCAGCUUCCCAUCCCGGAAGAAGUCGGUCAAGCAAUUCAGCCGGUCCCUGCUUCUAGCAAAUCAGUGAGGUUUCCUCUUCGGCCUGGAAAGGGUAGCUCUGGCACAAAGUGUAUAGUCAAGGCUAAUCAUUUCUUUGCUGAACUACCAGAUAAGGAUUUGCACCAGUAUGAUGUUACUAUUACACCGGAGAUUGCAUCACGAGGAGUGAACCGGGCUGUAAUGGAGCAGCUGGUAAAAUUAUACAGAGAAUCGUAUCUUGGAAAACACCUUCCUGCUUAUGAUGGCCGAAAGAGCCUUUAUACUGCUGGGGCUCUCCCUUUUGUGUCAAAGGAGUUUAAGAUCUCCCUUCUUGAUGAUGAUGAUGGGUCAGGAAUGCAAAGAAAAGAGAGCGAUUUUAAAGUUGUGAUCAAACUUGCUGCACGGGCUGAUCUGCACCAUCUUGGACUCUUUCUGCAAGGGAAGCAAGCUGAUGCACCUCAGGAAGCUCUUCAGGUUCUCGACAUUGUCCUUCGUGAAUUACCUACUUCGAGGUACUGUCCUGUUGGCCGUUCAUUUUACUCCCCUAACCUUGGGAGAAGGCAGUCUUUGGGUGAGGGAAUAGAAAGUUGGCGUGGUUUCUACCAGAGCAUUCGUCCUACACAGAUGGGGCUCUCAUUGAAUAUUGAUAUGUCUUCAACUGCUUUUAUUGAGCCAUUGCCGGUUAUUGAUUUUGUGACCCAAUUGCUAAAUCGGGAUGUUUCUUCUAGACCAUUAUCUGAUGCUGAUCGUGUGAAGAUCAAAAAGGCGCUUAGAGGAGUCAGGGUGGAAGUUACACACCGUGGAAACAUGCGAAGAAAAUAUCGCAUAUCUGGUUUAACAUCACAGGCAACUAGAGAGCUUACUUUUCCUGUUGAUGAAAGAGGUACAAUGAAAUCUGUUGUGGAGUACUUUUAUGAAACAUAUGGUUUCAUCAUCCAACACACCCAGUGGCCAUGCCUACAAGUUGGAAACCAGCAAAGAGCAAAUUAUUUGCCAAUGGAGGUAUGCAAGAUUGUUGAGGGUCAAAGGUACUCCAAGAGAUUAAAUGAGAGACAGAUCACUGCUCUACUGAGGGUCACCUGUCAGCGUCCUCAGGAAAGAGAGAGAGACAUUAUGCAGACUGUACAUCAGAAUGCUUAUCAUGAGGAUCCUUAUGCAAAGGAAUUCGGAAUUAAAAUUAGCGAGAAGCUUGCUUCAGUUGAAGCACGCAUUCUACCUCCACCAUGGCUUAAAUAUCAUGAUACGGGUAGAGAGAAGAACUGCCUUCCUCAAGUUGGGCAAUGGAAUAUGAUGAAUAAGAAAAUGGUUAAUGGUGGAACAGUAAAGAACUGGAUCUGCAUAAACUUUUCUCGGCAAGUCCAAGAUAGUGUUGCACAAAGGUUUUGUUAUGAACUUGCACAAAUGUGUUAUAUCUCUGGCAUGGCUUUUACUCCUGAACCAGUGCUUCCUUCAAUUACUGCUCGUCCAGAGCAGGUGGAGAAGGUCUUGAAAACCCGAUACCAUGAUGCCAUGACUAGAAUCCAACCCCAGAACAAAGAGCUUGACCUUCUUAUUGUUAUUCUCCCGGAUAAUAAUGGCUCUCUAUAUGGUGACUUGAAAAGGAUUUGUGAGACAGAUCUCGGAAUUGUUUCUCAAUGCUGCUUGACUAAACAUGUAUUUAAAAUGAGUAAACAAUAUUUGGCUAAUGUGGCAUUGAAGAUUAAUGUUAAGGUUGGGGGAAGAAAUACGGUUCUUGUUGAUGCGAUAUCACGACGAAUACCUCUGGUCAGUGACCGGCCUACUAUAAUUUUUGGUGCUGAUGUUACCCAUCCUCAUCCUGGGGAGGAUUCAAGCCCUUCUAUUGCUGCUGUUGUUGCUUCCCAAGAUUGGCCAGAGAUUACGAAGUAUGCUGGUCUGGUUUGUGCUCAAGCUCAUCGCCAGGAGCUCAUUCAAGAUUUAUUCAAGACAUGGCAGGAUCCAGUAAGGGGUACUGUUUCGGGCGGCAUGAUUAAGGAGCUCCUAAUUUCUUUCCGGAGAGCAACUGGACAUAAGCCACAGCGCAUCAUAUUCUACAGGGAUGGUGUUAGUGAAGGCCAGUUUUAUCAAGUGUUGUUGUAUGAACUUGAUGCUAUUCGGAAGGCAUGUGCUUCUUUGGAGCCAAAUUAUCAGCCUCCAGUUACCUUUGUCGUCGUACAAAAGCGACAUCAUACAAGAUUGUUUGCUAACAACCAUCAUGAUCGCAAUGCUGUUGACAAGAGUGGGAAUAUUUUGCCUGGCACAGUGGUGGACUCCAAAAUCUGUCACCCCACGGAGUUUGACUUCUACUUAUGCAGCCAUGCUGGGAUUCAGGGUACAAGCCGUCCAGCUCAUUAUCAUGUGUUAUGGGAUGAGAACAAGUUCACAGCUGAUGCUUUGCAGUCUCUUACAAACAACCUUUGCUAUACAUAUGCAAGGUGCACAAGAUCUGUGUCCAUCGUUCCCCCUGCAUAUUAUGCUCAUCUUGCUGCAUUCCGAGCUCGUUUUUACAUGGAACCAGAGACUUCAGAUAGCGGAUCAAUGAUGAGUGGUACAGCGGGAGGGCGAGGAGGUAUGGGUGGAGGUGCACGAAGCACGAGAGCACCUGCUGCUAGUGCUGCCGUGAGACCCCUGCCCGCCCUCAAGGAAAAUGUCAAGCGGGUUAUGUUUUAUUGUUAAGGGUGCCUAUCGGCAUAAUUUCAUGGUAUUAUUGCUGGUUUGUUGGUGGUUUGUGUGUUGGA